Pelmatolapia mariae (spotted tilapia) is the source of this 1508-nucleotide messenger RNA. RefSeq names its product Ras-related protein Rab-33B-like. NCBI's taxonomy places the organism in Eukaryota, Metazoa, Chordata, Actinopteri, Cichliformes, Cichlidae. The transcript has 2 exons. The record is from RefSeq and is a predicted model, not a curated record. Gene Ontology annotation, molecular function: GTP binding; GTPase activity. Gene Ontology annotation, biological process: Rab protein signal transduction; regulation of exocytosis. The coding region runs from base 20 to 724 and encodes 234 amino acids.
GACCGCGAGAAGAUGAGCAAUGGCAAUAGAAAACAAACCUGGGGAGGAAUUUGACACAAUUUUCAGUCGAAACGACUCCCUGGAGCUCUCCUCUCACCACGAAUACGACACUACACACGCUCGGAUUUUCAAGAUAAUAGUAAUAGGAGACUCAAAUGUGGGGAAGACGUGUUUGACCUACCGGUUCUGCGGGGGCACUUUCCUGAAAAACCCUGAGGCAACUAUCGGGGUCGAUUUCAGAGAGAGGACGCUGGAGCUGGACGGAGAGAGUAUCAAGUUACAGAUUUGGGACACAGCAGGUCAGGAGCGCUUCAGGAAGAGCAUGGUGGAGCACUACUACCGCAGCGUCCACGCUGUCAUCUUUGUGUACGACGUGACCAGCCUUUCUUCCUUUGAGAGCCUCCCCGAGUGGAUUCAGGAGUGCAGCCGGCACUCCGUGGGGCCCCUUGUGCCCCGCAUCAUGGUAGGAAACAAGUGUGACCUGAGGGACCGCCGGGAGGUUCCCACAUCAGCCGCACAGUGUCUCGCUGACAGCUACAACUUCCCGCUGUUUGAGACUUCAGCCAAGGACCCGUCUGAAAAGGAAAACGUGGAUGCUAUCUUUCUGACUUUAGCUUACAGGCUGAAGAGCCACAAACCCCUGAGACUAAAGCAGCCCAGUGAGAGCAAUUUGAGGCAAAUGUGGAACCAGAGAGAGCGGGAAGCAGCAACUUGUCAAUGCUGAGGUCACCUACAUCCUUCAUGGAUGUACUUUGAUUAUAUAAUACUAUCAUGGCGGUCCUUCAGGAGUGUGCUGAGAAAAGCAGAUUUCAACAACACCGAGGCUUAAAAUUUACAAAGCACUCUCAUAUCAGUUAGCUAGAAAUGACAGAAGCUUGGUAAGAUUUUACAAUUUUCCCUGCCUGGUAUGAGGCACAGCUAAAUUAAAUAAACAAGUCAGUAAAAUGCAUGAAUGCAUAUGGAGCUAUGCCGAGUAUUUGUAGCCCAAACUGCACUUCGGAUCACCGAGUCUGCAAACAGAAGAUUGCAGAGCGCACUUUAGUGGAUGCAUGAUCAUAAAUGAUAUGCAGCCGUCGCCAGUACAGCAGCAUUACUGCACUAUAAUGUACCUGCAGAUCUCAAUGCAAUUAAAAGACAAACUUAAUGAAGAGAAAAUUUGGUUUUUGUGUGUGUGUGUUUAAAGGGACCAAUAGGAUAUGCUGAUACUGUGACGAACACUGCAAUUGAAUGUUCUGAAGUGAUAUUUUAGUUCUUAAAAGUGCAGUGUGAGACUUGGUGCUGUUAUUGAAUGUAUUUGUGUCAGCUCAUGCACAUGGACAGCUGUUUGGGGAGAAAGCUCAAGAACUCAAGGGAUAAAAUGUAGCUGCUCCACAUAGUUCACUUGAAAAGCAUGCCUAAAAAGAAACUCUGUGGAUCUGAGGAAAAACACCACAGCUGACUGUUUAAUUUGUUGCAUGUAUACAAUAAUAAUAAUACACUGUACAGAUGCAAAUCAAUAAAAGUGGUUG